Rana temporaria (common frog) is the source of this 1996-nucleotide messenger RNA. Its product is annotated as bromodomain adjacent to zinc finger domain protein 2B-like. The transcript has 5 exons. The record is from RefSeq and is a predicted model, not a curated record. NCBI's taxonomy places the organism in Eukaryota, Metazoa, Chordata, Amphibia, Anura, Ranidae. Bases 1263 to 1712 code for a protein of 149 amino acids.
AAGGAAUAUACCAGAUCCUCCAACUAAAUCCAAUACGUUAACUUUUUAUCAGGGAAAAGGCUUUUUUCUAUGCAGGCGUUGUUUAGCUUGCAGGAAAACAAACUUUGGAGGACAAAAAUUUUCAAAAUUUGUCUCCAAUGUUAUACAUAAGGAAUACGAAAUUAAAGACCUAAUUACCUGUAGAACCGAAGGAGUAGUUUAUGCCCUUCAGUGUUCAUGUUCCUUUCAAUAUAUUGGACGUAACGAAGAGACCGAUGGAAACGUACAAAAUAUCGAAAAAGGCUUCCCCAAACAUAAUGUAUCGCGACAUUUCGCUCUAUGUCACCAAAAGAACCCCAAUGAAUUAAAGUUUUGGGCUAUUGCCAAAUAUACACCUCAUUGGAGGUGUAGCCAUAAGGUGAGGGAAUUGAGUAAAAACGAAUCGAGAUGGAUACACGAAAUGAGAUCUUUAUCGCCUAAUGGCUUGAACAUUGAAUUUGAUCUUAAUUGCUUCAUCUCAGAUUAUUAAUCAGGGUUUUUUUUCUCAGUUUUAACCAAUUAAUCUAUUAGUACAUAUUUCUAGUAUACAUUUAUUUUGUAAUAUAGAUAUUGUAUUUAUAUUGAUUCUGAUUAAUUUUUAAAAAUUUUAAGGACAUAAUAUCAUAAUAUUGCAAGUAGUUGCUAUUUUUAGGAUGCAGAUCAUAAUAAGUCAUAUUUAUAUCUAUGAAGAAUUUAUUUUGGUUCUAGUAGUGGCUUGUCCCGUUAUAUAAACUUUGGCCACUGGGGGCUGCUAUGCUGUUUGCAUAUCCUUAAAAGUGUCCGGUUUAUACGUUUGUAUUUAAGUUCUAUUGAUUUUUAUCUUAUUGUAUUAAAAAUUAUUGUUUAAUGUGGUUCUUUGUAUAUGCCAUUUAUAAACAUUCUCAAUAGCCAGCAAUGAUGUAAGGUGUUCAACUUCUUGUGCUGCAUUCCCCGUUGGUCUGGUCAUCUCACUGGCUAUAAAUAACGUCAGCUGAGAUGUGACCUGCAGUUACCCAUGACUAAGUCACGUGUUCAGUGACGUAACGCGUGGUGGAGGAGCUACGAACGGGAAUGACGGAUUGCACAUCCGAAUGAAGAGAACAUCCAUCCUGAGCAGCUUGUUUUUGCCUGUUGUGUCCGGGUGAUUCGAUGAUGAAGACCAGACUGCUACAGUGGAGGAAUUGGAGAAGCCGAUCGAAGAGCUAGCGAAGCAACACAACCAAUACAGGAAGAAGCUGUUAGAAUCCUCCCAUUCCUUGCGGUCCAUGAUGUUUGGGCAGAAUCAGUAUCGGAGGCGGUACUGGAUUCUUCCACAGUGUGGCGGCAUAUUUGUGGAAGGAAUGGAGAGCGGUGAAGGACCAGAGGAAAUGGCAAAAGAAAGAGAAAGACAUCGACAGGCUGAAAAUGUUGAGAUAAAAGAAGAGAAGCUUGUUGGUCUUGAUGAGAAGCCAAACUGCCUGAGUCCCGGGGAGCAGAAAUGUCUGAAGGAUAAAGACAGCACCAACUUGUUCGUCCAAGAACCUGGAUCCUUCUCCAAACUGAGCAAACUGUUAGAAGUAGAGAAAAUUCCCCCAGAAAUGGACUUUGUGCCCCCAAAGCCAAGUAUUUCAACAAAUGGCUGUUCUAUCCCUUUUCAAAAUAAAACCCAGAGCACUCCCAUCUCUUUGCAGGCCAGCACAUCCCAAUGCAAUCCUGAAAAGACAGACUUUUCCUAGCAGCAACAGUGUAGAACCAUGAAAAAAGUUAUUUGAUGCAGUAAAACCUGUACAUUAUCAAGGGGAGUGCCAGUCUCUUAACUGAGGAUUUUAGGGACGGUUUUCCAUUACCAGUUUUCUCUGGCUUUGGCUGCCAGCCCGUGAAGAAUUUAAAGUCGGUGGAUAGUCACAUGCAUUGCUGAGGUGCAAUUAUGGCCCAUUCUUCUAUACAUACAGGAGGUGUCCCGAAGCUGUCAUUACCAACAAAGUGUAUGAAUUAUAAAAUGUUCAGUUGGCGUGUUUAA